Molecule: messenger RNA, 1824 nt
Organism: Drechmeria coniospora
Lineage: Eukaryota; Fungi; Ascomycota; Sordariomycetes; Hypocreales; Ophiocordycipitaceae
Product: cytochrome P450 oxidoreductase
Exons: 1
Coding region: 1-1824 (607 amino acids)
Cellular component (GO): cytosol
Molecular function (GO): FMN binding; NADPH-hemoprotein reductase activity; flavin adenine dinucleotide binding
Source: RefSeq, a predicted model, not a curated record
AUGGCCGAGAUCGACACCCUCGAUCUCGUCGUCCUCGCUGCCAUUCUUCUCGGUACUGUCGCCUACUUUACCAAGGGCAAGUAUUGGGGCAUCGUCAAGGACCCCUACGCCACCGCCUUUGCCAAUGCCAACGAUGCGAGGGCCGGCCGCACGAGGAAUAUCGUCGAGAAGAUGGAAGAGUCCGGCAAGAACUGCGUCAUCUUCUACGGCUCCCAGACCGGCACGGCCGAAGACUACGCUUCCCGCCUCGCCAAGGAGGGCAAGAGCCGCUUCGGCCUAGACACCAUGGUCGCUGACCUGGAGGACUACGACUUCGACAACCUCGACACCGUCCCCGCCGACAAGAUCAUCAUGUUCGUCCUCGCCACCUACGGCGAAGGCGAACCGACCGACAACGCCGUCGACUUCUACGAGUUCAUCAACGCCGACGACGUCACCCUGUCCGAAGGCAACGACCCUGCCCUCGGCAACCUCAACUACGUCGCCUUUGGCCUCGGCAACAACACGUACGAGCAUUACAAUUCCAUGGUGAGGAACGUGGACAAGGCUCUCCGGAAGCUCGGCGCCCACCGCAUCGGCGACGCCGGCGAGGGAGACGACGGUGCCGGCACCAUGGAGGAGGACUUUCUGGCCUGGAAGGAUCCCAUGUGGGCCGCACUCGCUUCCAAGAUGGGCCUCGAAGAGCGCGAGGGCGUCUACGAGCCCAUCUUUGGUCUCGUCGCGCGCGAGGGCCUGACCCCCGACUCCGCCGAGGUCUACCUCGGAGAGCCGAACAGGAUGCACCUCGAAGGCACCGCCAAGGGUCCCUUCAACUCCCACAACCCCUACAUUGCCCCCAUCGGCGAGUCGCGCGAGCUUUUCUCCACCAAGGAUAGGAACUGCAUCCACCUGGAGAUCGACGUCAGCGGCUCCAACCUAACUUACCAGACGGGUGAUCACAUCGCCGUUUGGCCCACCAACCCCGGUCAUGAGGUCGACCGCUUCCUCGACAUCGUCGGUUUGACCGAGAGGAGAAACGACGUCGUCAGCGUCAAGGCCCUCGAGCCUACCGCCAAGGUUCCCUUUCCGACCCCCACGACGUACGACGCCAUUGUCCGCUACCACCUCGAGGUCUGCGCCCCCGUCUCGCGCCAGUUUGUCUCGUCCCUCGCCGCCUUCGCGCCCAGCGACGAGAUCAAGGCCGAGAUGAUGAGGCUCGGCAACGACAAGGAUUACUUCCACGACAAGACUGCCCCUCACUUCUUCAACAUUGCCCGCCUCCUGGCCUCUGUUGGCAAGGGCGCGAAGUGGACUAAUAUUCCCUUUUCGGCUUUCAUCGAAGGCCUCAACAAGCUUCAACCCCGCUACUAUUCCAUCUCCUCGUCCUCGCUCGUGCAGCCAAAGAAGAUUUCCAUCACCGCCAUCGUAGAGUCUCAGCUGAUUCCCGGCCGCGAUGAGCCGUUCCGAGGUGUGGCGACCAACUACCUGUUUGCCUUGAAGCAGAAGCAGAACGCAGACCCCAAACCCGAAUCCUUCGGCCUCAGCUAUGCGCUGAGCGGGCCCCGCCACAAGUACGACGGCAUCCACGUGCCCGUCCAUGUGCGCCACUCCAACUUCAAGCUGCCGUCCGACCCGGGCAAGCCCAUCAUCAUGAUCGGGCCGGGCACUGGCGUCGCGCCCUUCAGGGGCUUCAUUCAGGAGCGAGCCCGCCAGGCUCUCGACGGUGUCGAGGUGGGCCGAACCAUGCUGUUCUUCGGUUGCCGCAAGCGAACCGAUGACUUCAUGUACGAGUCAGAGUGGGCGGUAAGUCAAUCAAUCCAAGCACCCUCCUCGGUGGCCGCUUGA